GCGUCACGACUACACCCGCAGCUUCCCAUUCGGGGCCCACCCUCCCUUUUCUGGGGAGCACAGCUCUCCGGGGCAGGGCAGGCACCUCCCACGUGGGCAGGCAGACGAUGCCCAGGUCUGAGCGUGUGAGCGAGCUUGUGUCCCGCCAGCCAGGGAGGUGGGGGAGGGCACGAUCGGAAGGACAGCCCGGGAAGAUCAGGGGCACAGGAGGGGGUGGAGUCCAGCUCGUCUCGCUCCUCUGCCUGUGCCCCCGCGCCCCCGCGUCCCGGUCCCUUCCUGUGCGCCAGGCCUCCCACGGCCCUGGCUGAGCCGAGCUCUGUGGACAGAAGCCCCGGCCUGGCUCCCACCCAGAAAUACUGGGCAGGGGCGAGGGUGUGCAGCCGAGAGGGGCGGGGUGCGUGCGUGUGCAACAGCUGCGAGGGAUGCAGCAGGUGGUGGGUGCGCUGAGCCUGCAGCUGCCAUCUGCCCGCCUUCCCCACAGGCGUGAAUGCAGAUCUGGACUGGGGAGGGGAGCGUAGGUGUCCCCCCGCCCCGGGCUGGCUUAAAUCCGGCCGAGCAGAGCGGCCAGCACGCUGACCAGCUCUGGCAGCCCGAGGAAGAGGCCCCCCGCCCAGCGACAAUGACCAGAGCCCCGCAGGGCCCCCGACUGCUGCUGGCCGUCGUGGGGGCUCUGGUGGCCCUCACCUACCAAACAAGAAGGAAGACCUUCAUCAGUGUCCGGGAGGUGCCUGCAUCGGCGUCCGUCGUGGUGACCACCCUGGACUACGUGACCAAGGAGUUCAACAAGAAGAGUGAGGACAAGUACAACUUCCGGGUCGUGCGGGUCCCCAAGGUCGUGCAGAAGCUGACCGACCACAUGGAGUACCACAUCAACGCUGAGAUGCGCAGGACCGUCUGCUUCAAGUCAGAGGCCAACAACUGCAGCUUUCAGGACGGGGAGCUCUACAAGAAAAUCGAUUGCUUCUUCUCAGUGUCUGUUUUGCCCUGGUUUGAAAAGUAUAAAAUUCUGACCAAAAACUGCACCGACGGCUAG
This is a messenger RNA of Vicugna pacos (alpaca), 1033 nucleotides long. It is a transcript of the gene CST11, whose product is annotated as cystatin 11. Gene Ontology annotation, molecular function: cysteine-type endopeptidase inhibitor activity. Gene Ontology annotation, biological process: defense response to Gram-negative bacterium. Lineage: Eukaryota; Metazoa; Chordata; Mammalia; Artiodactyla; Camelidae. The record is from RefSeq and is a predicted model, not a curated record. Gene Ontology annotation, cellular component: cytoplasm; sperm head; sperm flagellum.